AUGGACAAGCUGACCAUCAUUUCAGGGUGCCUGUUUCUGGCGGCGGAUAUCUUUGCGAUUGCCAGCAUUGCCAACCCGGACUGGAUCAACACUGGCGAGUCAGCAGGUGCCCUCACGGUCGGUCUAGUCCGGCAAUGCCAGACGAUCCACGGACGAGACCGGACGUGCAUCCCUCCACGGUUGCCCCCUGAGUGGGUCACUACUCUUUUCUUCAUCAUCAUGGGCAUCAUCUCUCUCACCGUCACCUGCGGACUCCUCGUGGCAUCGCACUGGCGCCGAGAGGCCACCAAAUACGCUCGCUGGAUUGCCUUCACUGGCAUGAUCCUGUUCUGCAUGGCGGCGCUCAUCUUCCCUAUAGGCUUCUACAUAAACGAGGUUGGGGGCCAACCAUACAAGCUACCCAACAACACCGUGGUGGGCUCCUCCUACGUGCUCUUCGUCCUUUCCAUCUUCUUUACAAUAGUGGGACUGCUGUUCGCCGGCAAGGUCUGCCUCCCGGGCUGA
Molecule: messenger RNA, 504 nt
Organism: Nerophis lumbriciformis (worm pipefish)
Lineage: Eukaryota; Metazoa; Chordata; Actinopteri; Syngnathiformes; Syngnathidae
Source: RefSeq, a predicted model, not a curated record